UGACUGGCAUAUUUGGCAGGCAGUCAGAACGGAAUUCCCAGUGUAGUACACGAGUCAAAUUAUUAGAAGAUGCCACCUCAAACGUUGGGCCAGCUGCUGUCGCUACUGGUGCUCCUGGGACUGCCCAUGGCCUUCUGUGCUAAUGUCCCUCCGCUGUUGAAGCACGGGAGGGAGGAGCCAACGCCAAGGUCGACGGGAGGAUCAGCCGUGGAGGAGCUGACAGCCAGCUAUUGGCUGAAGCAGGCGCGCGAUCAGGUGGCGGCUCGACUGGACCGCACCCAGGACACGGUCACGGACGGGCGUAGGGCUAAGAACAUCAUCAUGAUGCUGGGCGAUGGCCUGUCCAUCACCACACUGACGGCGGCGCGCAUCCUGAAGGGCCAGCGCCAGGGACGCAGCGGCGAGGAGACAAAGCUGGCUGUCGAGGAGUUCCCGUACUCCGGCCUGUGCAAGACCUACUGCACCAACGAGCAGGCCCCGGACUCGGCCUGCACGGCCACCGCCUACUUGGGCGGGGUGAAGACUAGCAGCGGCAUCGUUGGCCAGAGCGCCACCGGCGAGAAGGUGGAUUCCCUCAGUAUGUGGGCCCACCGUUCGGGCAAGGCCACGGGGCUGGUGACGACGACGCGUGUGACCGAUGCCAGCCCGGCGGCGGCAUAUGCUCACGUGCCCAGGCGCAGCGACGAGCUGGAGAUUGCCCGCCAGCUGGUGGACGAGGAGCCGGGCCGCCACUUUAAGGUGAUCCUGGGCGGCGGAUUCGGAAAGUUCGGUCUCGAGCGACGCGAUGGCCGGGAUCUGGUCCAGAAUUGGCAGUCGGCCCAUCCGGAAAGUUGUCUUGCCCGCUCGCUCAGCGAGCUGCGCGGCUGCGUCAGCUCCAAUGGCAGCAUGCUGGGGCUGUUCAGCGACAGCCACAUGGCCUAUCACCUGGCCGCACACAAGGAGCAGCCAAGGCUCAGCGAGAUGACAGCGGUGGCCAUUGAGCGCCUGUCGGAGCAUCCUGACGGCUAUUUUGUGUUCAUCGAGGGCGGCCGCAUCGACCACGGCCACCAUGAGACGCGCGUCGGGUAUGCCCUGGACGAGAUGCUCGAGUUUGAUGCGGCCAUCGAGAUGGCCCUCCGCCUGACUGAUCCCAAAGAGACGCUAAUCGUGGUCACCGCCGACCACUCGCACACCCUUACCAUGUCUGGCUAUGCAAAGCGCGGCACCCCCAUCCUGGGCAUGGACGAUCUCCAGCGGGACGUGAACGGGAUCCAGUACAGCACCCUCAACUACGCCAUUGGCAAGUGGCAGAGUCAAGGAAAGAACGGCCAGCGCGAGAGUCCCGGCAAGACCCUCAGUCAAACUUCCUUCACGCCCAGCUACAUCAACGGGCGUAAGGGCGUCCACUCAGGCGAGGAUGUGGCCGUCUUUGCCAUAGGUCCGCAGUCGCAUCUUUUUGGCGGAAUUAUGGAGCAGAAUCUUCUGCCCCACCUUAUGGGCUAUGCGGCUGGUCUGGACUCCGGCGACACUGCAUUCGAGGUCCAGCGAAAAGUCGACACAUCCUAAGUUUUGUUUUACCUUUUAGUUUUAGCGUUCUUUCAAAUAAAAUGUUGUAAUGAAGAAAA
Messenger RNA from Drosophila pseudoobscura, 1604 nucleotides. It is a transcript of the gene Alp11, whose product is annotated as Alkaline phosphatase 11. The record is from RefSeq and is a predicted model, not a curated record. Gene Ontology annotation, molecular function: alkaline phosphatase activity. Lineage: Eukaryota; Metazoa; Arthropoda; Insecta; Diptera; Drosophilidae. Bases 70 to 1545 code for a protein of 491 amino acids. Gene Ontology annotation, biological process: dephosphorylation. The transcript is spliced from 2 exons.